Messenger RNA from Megalobrama amblycephala (Wuchang bream), 2105 nucleotides. RefSeq names its product patatin-like phospholipase domain containing 2 (gene pnpla2). The transcript has 9 exons. Gene Ontology annotation, biological process: triglyceride catabolic process; positive regulation of triglyceride catabolic process; lipid homeostasis. Gene Ontology annotation, cellular component: membrane; cytoplasm; lipid droplet. NCBI's taxonomy places the organism in Eukaryota, Metazoa, Chordata, Actinopteri, Cypriniformes, Xenocyprididae. Gene Ontology annotation, molecular function: triacylglycerol lipase activity. The record is from RefSeq and is a predicted model, not a curated record. The coding region runs from base 294 to 1793 and encodes 499 amino acids.
UGUGACCUGUUUAGUAAUUGUGACGGAGGAGCCGCGAGGAGUACAUCAAAACACCGGUCACAGUACGCGAAGUUAUUCAACAAGCUAGCGGAGACAACACAAGUUCAUUCAGGAGGCGUGUGUCAGUGAUUGUUCAUCACUUUAAAAACUUUUUAACCGCGAGACGUUAGUGUUUAGGCAGUUAUAAACGUUAGAAGCUCCAUCCAAUGUCAUUUAUGGAUCGUAAACGAAAGUAACUGUAAAUCCAGAGGGAUUUAUUAACUUUAUUUGAAGGUUUUCCAGAAGAAAUCAACAUGUUCCCUCUCGACUCUCCGUGGAAUAUCUCUUUCGCUGGCUGUGGCUUUUUGGGUAUCUAUCACAUCGGAGUGGCCAGCUGUCUGCAGGAGCACGCGCCGUUUCUGGUGGAGAAUGCGCGUCACAUUUACGGCGCGAGCGCGGGCGCGCUCACGGCCUCUGCGCUGGUCAGCGGGGCCUGUUUAGGAGAGGCCGGUGCCAACAUCAUUGAUGUGGCUAAAGAAGCCCGAAAGCGCAUCCUAGGACCGAUGCACCCCUCUUUUAACCUGGUGAAGAUCAUCCGGACCAUGAUGCAUCGCACGCUACCCCCCGACAGCUACAGCAAGGCCACCGGCCGCCUGGGCAUCUCUCUCACCCGCGUGACAGACGGAGAAAACGUGCUGAUGACACACUUCAACAGCAACGAGGAACUCGUGCAAGCGUGUAUAUGCAGUACUUACAUUCCCGUGUACUGUGGCCUGAUCCCGCCGACCCUGCAGGGAGUGCGGUAUGUGGACGGUGGCAUCAGUGAUAAUUUGCCUCAGUACGAGCUGAAAAACACCAUCACGGUGUCUCCGUUCUCAGGAGAAAGUGACAUCUGCCCACGGGACGUCAGCUCAACCAACAUCCAUGAGCUCCGCUUCACCAACACAUCCAUUCAGUUCACGCUGGCCAACCUGUACCGGGUCUCCAGAGCUCUGUUCCCACCUGAUCCAAUGGUGAUGAAGAAUAUGUGCAAGCAGGGAUACAAGGAUGCUUUACACUUCCUUAAGAAGAACGGUCUGUUACAGUAUCGAGGUCCACACCGAAUGCUAGCCAUAGCUGGUGCAGGGGCCGAGGAAGACUCUGACAGUGAGGAUGAGGACGAGUCAGAGGACAGAGAUGACAGAGAAACACAGUCCCACAAUCUCGCCAGCAUCGAGGAGCACAUCUAUGAACACUUGCCUCCUAGAGUACAUAAAGCACUAGUGGAGGCCUGUAGGGAGAGGCGGAGUCUGUUUCAGUCGCUAAGCAACAUGCUGCCUGUCAGAAUGGCAUCUGCCAUCCUGUUACCGUACACACUUCCUCUGGAAUCAGCUCUGUCAGUGAGCAUCAGACUGUUGGAGUGGUUGCCAGAUAUUCAGGAUGAUGUGGGCUGGAUGAAGGAUCAGACAGUGAAGCUGCUGCAGAGUGUUUUAUCACAUGCAGGGAGGAGCGUGUCACAGCAGGUGUCGGCUCGCUUUUCUUAUCAGCUGGAAUUGAAACAUUCCCAGUCGGUCCCGGCCAGCUUUAGUGCGGCACACCUGCUGCCAUCCUGGGUCUAUGGGGGCAGCUCCACAGUCCUGGACGCCAUGCUGCGAUUGGACCAGUACCAGCGCCAACUCCUGCCGGGCCUUUUCUGCAUCAAUCUGGACCUCCGAGGGUCUUUCACCACCAGUUCGACUCACCCCAGUGCCUCAAGCGUCCCGAGCCACCAAGAUGCGAUGGAGGGUCUUACCAUGCGUGCUCUCGGAGACCCUAACUCCAGUCUCCUCCCUUAACCUCUGGCCUAAAAGACCAUUAUAUCCCACAAUGCACUGUGACGAUGAUGCCUAGAAACUUUUGAGUCAAACGUUUCUGUCUGCAUCAGCAAAAAGAAAGCAAAUGUUUUGCAAAUUUUUGUCUGUGAGAAGCUUGAUUCUGCUGAUGAGAAGAGCACAAUCUGACUCCAGACAAUUGAGUGUUCUAUGAGAAAUUCAAAAGAAAAAAACAAUCAAAUUGAGUACUUUAUAUUUAUUCACAGCCGGAGAAAUGUGUCUUAUGGAAGCUUGUUUCCACCACUAAAUAAAAAAAUAAAAAGGUAAUUGUGACUU